Sorex fumeus (smoky shrew) is the source of this 3246-nucleotide messenger RNA. RefSeq names its product protein phosphatase 1 regulatory subunit 13 like (gene PPP1R13L). Gene Ontology annotation, biological process: regulation of transcription by RNA polymerase II; positive regulation of cell differentiation. The transcript is spliced from 13 exons. Lineage: Eukaryota; Metazoa; Chordata; Mammalia; Eulipotyphla; Soricidae. Gene Ontology annotation, molecular function: transcription factor binding. Bases 258 to 2738 code for a protein of 826 amino acids. The record is from RefSeq and is a predicted model, not a curated record.
UUUGAGUGCCUGCUGAUGGAAGGAGUCUGUCGCGUCCUGUCCCUCCGGGACUACAAGUCCCAAGGUGCUCGAGGUGACCCCGGCUCCCCCUCCCCUCCGGACCCGCCUCCCUCCAGUUCCAGUCACGUCGUCUAACCUGUUCCAGGCGCCUGCCCCGCCCCGUCCUCCGCUGCUCCCCGGAGCCGGAGCCGGAGCCGGAGGGAGCCCCCCCGGUGCCAGGACCUGUCCCGGACCCGUGCCCCGCUCCGGCCGGCACCAUGGACAGCGAGGCUUUCCAGAGCGCGCGGGACCUUUUCGACCUCAACUUUCAAUCCCUGGCCAUGAAGCACAUGGACCUGAAGCAGAUGGAGCUGGACACGGCGGCGGCCAAAGUGGACGAGCUCACCAAGCAACUGGAGUCGCUCUGGUCCGACUCGCCAGCGCCCCCUGGCUCGCAGGCCGGAGCCGCGCCUCGGCUGCCCCGGUACAGCUCCAGCCCAGUCUCGGAGCUCUUCAGCAACCGCGGGUCCCCCAGGAAGACGGCCCCCGACGGCGCGGAAGGCCCCUUCGGACGCUCCGAGAGCUCCCCGGCCCUGCACCCCUACAGCCCGCUGUCCCCCAAGGGCCGGCCGUCGUCCCCACGCGCGCCGCUCUACCUGCAGCCCGACCCUUACGGCAGCCUGGACCGCGCGCCCUCCCCGCGGCCCCGCACCUUCGACGGCGCGGGCGGCUCCCUCGGCCGGGCGCCCUCCCCGCGGCCCGGAGCCGGCCCGCUGCGCCAGCAGGGCCCCCCCGCGCCCUUCGACUUCCUGGGCCGCGCCGGCUCCCCCCGAGGGAGCCCCCUGGCCGAGGGACCCCAGGCCUUCUUCCCUGAGCGCGGGCCCUCGCCGCGCCCCCCAGCCACCGCCUACGACGCGCCCCCGGCCGCCUUCGGGAGCCCCCUGCUGGGCGCGGGCGGUAGCGCCUUCGCCCCGCCUCUGCGCGCUCAAGACGACCUGACACUGCGCCGGCGGCCCCCCAAAGCCUGGAACGAGUCCGAUCUGGACGUGGCGUACGAGAAGAAGUCUUCCCAGACGGCGAGCUAUGAGCGUCUGGAUGUCUUUACUCGGCCGGCCUCGCCGGGUCUGCAGCUGUUACCUUGGAGAGAAAGCAGCCUGGACGGGCUGGGGGCCCCUGGCAAGGACCUCACCAGCGCCACUCUGCCCCGAAAUUACAAGGUUUCCCCUCUGGCCAGCGACAGGCGCUCGGAUGUGGGCAGUUACCGCCGAUCGCUGGGCUCGGCGGGGCCAUCGGGCACGCUGCCCCGUAGCUGGCAACCCGUCAGCCGAAUUCCCAUGCCCCCUUCCAGCCCCCAGCCCCGCGGCGCCCCCCGCCAGCGCCCCCUCCCCCUCAGCAUGAUAUUCAAGCUGCAGAACGCCUUCUGGGAGCACGGGGGCAGCCGGGCCAUGUUCCCUGGCUCCCCCAUCUUCUCCCGGCUGCCCCCCCCAAAACUGCCUCUCCAGCCCCAAGCCCCCUCCCAGCCCCAGCUGCCCCCUCAGCCCCAACCACAGCCCCAGCCUCAGCCUCAGCCUCAGCCUCCAGCCCCAGCCCCACAGCCACCCCAGCAGACCUGGCUCCCUACAAGCACCAGCGAAGCGCCCCCCAAGCCCCCGCCAGAGCUGGAGCCGGAGCCGGAGCUGGAGGGGCUGCUGACGCCCGCGCUGGAGGCGGGCGAGGGGGACGAGGCGGUCACGCGGCCCCUCAGCCCCACGCGGCUGCAGCCGGCACUGCCCCCCGAGGCCCAGUCGGUGCCCGAGCUGGAGGAGGUGGCGCGGGUGCUGGCGGAGAUCCCCCGGCCGCUCAAGCGCCGCGGCUCCAUGGAGCAGAGCCCGGCGGUGGCGCUGCCGCCCACGCACAAGAAGCAGUACCAGCAGAUCAUCAGCCGCCUCUUCCACCGCCACGGCGGGCCCGGGGCGCCGGAGCCCGACCUCACGCCCAUCACCGAAGGGGCCGAGGCCCGGGCGGGACCCCCAGCUCCGGCCCCCCCUGUUCCCAUCCCACAGCCGGCGCCGCAGCACAGCAGCCCCCAGGAGCAGCCGCAGAGCCAGGAGAUGCGCUCGGUGCUGCGGAAGGCGGGUUCCCCGCGCAAGGCUCGGCGCGCGCGCCUGAACCCAUUGGUGCUGCUGCUGGAUGCGGCGCUGACCGGGGAGCUGGACGUGGUGCAGCAGGCGGUGAAGGAGAUGAACGACCCAAGCCAGCCCAACGAGGAGGGCAUCACCGCCCUGCACAACGCCAUCUGCGGCGCCAACUACCCGAUCGUCGACUUCCUCAUCGCGGCGGGUGCCAACGUCAAUUCCCCCGACAGCCACGGCUGGACCCCGCUGCACUGCGCCGCGUCGUGCAACGACACGGCCAUCUGCACGGCCCUGGUGCAGCACGGCGCGGCCAUCUUCGCCACCACCCUCAGCGACGGAGCCACCGCCAUCGAGAAGUGCGACCCCUACCGCGAGGGCUACGCAGAUUGCGCCACUUACCUGGCAGACGUGGAGCAGAGCAUGGGGCUCAUGCACAACGGGGCGGUGUAUGCCCUGUGGGACUACAGCGCCGAGUUCGGGGACGAGCUGUCCUUCCGCGAGGGCGAGUCGGUCACCGUGCUGCGGAGGGACGGGCCGGAGGAGACAGACUGGUGGUGGGCCUCCCUGCAUGGCCAGGAGGGCUACGUGCCCCGCAACUACUUUGGGCUGUUCCCCAGAGUGAAGGCCCCAAGGAGUAAGGUGUAAGCAGAGAGAACCGUUUCCAGCGGAGACAGGAGGAAGCAGCCUGGCGUAUCACUGAUGCUCCAGGGGCUGCCGCGCCUCCCUGCACCCCAACCCGCCACAGGGCUGGGUCCUGGCCGCCUGCUCCCUGCGCCCACAGAGGUUCUGAGGAGGAGAACCGCAGCCUAAAAUUUAGGAACCUGCCUUAGUCGUGGGGGAUAUUGGAGGUGCGGGGAAUCGUGGGGAUGGGGGCAGAAGACUCCCUUCUCCCGUUUGCCAAUCAAAUCCCAACCUAAGUGCCUCCCACUCAUAUUGACAACCCCUUCCUGACCCCCCCUCUGCCAAAUUCUCCCCACCCCAGCCAGCUAGUCCCCAACCUCCCAGCCAAGCCUGGUAGGGAGGGGAGGGGUGGGAGUAUAUUCAUCUCUUCCUGGAGGGCUCGGUCCCCACCUCCAGCCAAUCAGUGUGCCUUCAUGUCGUGCUGAUUUUGUAACAAAAUGCAACUUUUUCUUUAUAAAUAAAGGUAGUUUGC